Molecule: messenger RNA, 3372 nt
Organism: Mya arenaria
Lineage: Eukaryota; Metazoa; Mollusca; Bivalvia; Myida; Myidae
Product: serine/threonine-protein kinase/endoribonuclease IRE1-like
Exons: 3
Coding region: 381-1634 (417 amino acids)
Biological process (GO): mRNA processing; IRE1-mediated unfolded protein response; intrinsic apoptotic signaling pathway in response to endoplasmic reticulum stress
Cellular component (GO): IRE1-TRAF2-ASK1 complex
Molecular function (GO): RNA endonuclease activity; protein serine/threonine kinase activity; ATP binding
Source: RefSeq, a predicted model, not a curated record
CGUAAAUAGCUGACAAACUUGUCUUUCUUUGUCUUAAACAGAAAGUUAUUACUCAUGGGAAUACCCAUCACAACUACGACGGAAUUGUUCGGCAUUUUAUAUUUAAUUUCAAUAUAAUCAUUUAGAAAGUGUCACGCUACAAUGAACUUGAUGAAGACUUCGAGUUACCAUUGGACACCAUUUUUUAGUCAUUGGAAACGGAUUAAGUCGGCUGUUUAUUAAAGAAAAGUCGGAUAUUGAUUGUAAAGAUUUUAACAUUUGGGUCGCCGCCGGAAUCUUUGCAUUUGGAGUGGCAGUAGUUAUUACAUUCAUAUAAUAACAACUCAAGAAAAAGACCACAGACAGGCAGUAGGAGCUCAUCAUCUGGCCAUAAGCACAAUAUGCCAGACGUUACAACACGUCAAGGGAGAGCCCUUGGUACCCAAGAUAAGAUCGUCAAAUUAGGACUUAUAACAUUCAAUAAAGCGGAGGUUAUCGGUUAUGGGGAAGAAGGGAAAGUAUACAAAGGAAAAUUUGGUGAAUUUACUAAUGCAGCAAUAAAAGAUUACGUGUUUACCAAUAGCUCGACAAUAGCACGUCUUAAAGAAAGAGCUGUGAAAGCAAACGAAAGUCUCCGGAAUGUCACAUGCGCAAAUAUUGUGGGAUUUUUUUCUUUUUAUGAGAAACCAAAUGCAUUUUACCUUUGCAUGGAGUUGUGCGAUUGUAAUCUCGAAUAUUUUAUUCGUCAUUGGCCGCAAGAGAUUCCUAAGAAUGGAUUUGAGCAAACACUGAACGGAUUAAAUGUUCUUCAUGAAAACCAAUUUCUUCACCGUGAUCUCAAGCCUAGCAAUGUUCUUGUUAAGAGAGAGAGGACACGUAUUUUAUUAAAAGUAUCUGACUUUUCUCUCUCUAAGGAAGCUGAUGCCAAAAUGAGCGUAACAUCUGGACCAUAUGUUGGAACAGUAGGAUGGAUGCCACCAGAAAUACAUCAUGAAGUAGAGGCCAAGUCACCAAAUAUAGUAGUGAAUGCAUCUGCAGAUAUAUUUGCAUGUGGCAUGCUUGGGUACUAUGUCGUUUCAGCGGGUAACAUGCUUUACCAUUCUCAACAAGAUAUUAAUCAAGACAAUGCAGAUUAUAGAUAUUUACAUAACCAUACAGCUGAGGAUCUUGUACGAGCGAUGACAUGCCGCGACGAAAGGAAACGGCCGAAUGCAAAGAUGUGUUUGCAACACCCGUAUCAUUGGGAUUCUUGUAAAACCAUUAGAUAUUUCAAAGAUGUUAGUGAUACAAUUAUUGGUGAACAGAGGAACAACAACACAAACAUGGCCAAUGCGUUAGACCAAAAUUUCCAUCAGGUGUUCCAAUUAGAAUGGGAAACUACCCUCACGUUGCAGGUUCAAAUUGAACUAUUCACAGCUCCUAGAACUAGAACCAGACCGAGAUACAACAAGUUCAAGGUCAGCAGCUUGAUUCGCGCAAUACGGAACACGAAGGACCACUUUCACGAGAUGGUUCAUUUGCACCAAGAAUUGGGUAAUGAUGAAAUCGAACUCCUGGCGUACUGGACCAAACUAUUUCCACAACUAUUUAUUCACGCAUAUACAACGCUGAAACCCAUGGCCAACUUAUAUAGAAAUCUUCAACAGUAUUAUUGAGACAAUUAUAUUUCUCGUUUCAACGAUUGUUUCCGAAACAAAUGUUGGAUAAGAAGAGGUCAUAAAAAAAAUAAAUGACAAGAUAUACAAAUAAGUAAGGAUGAGUAAAUUAUCAAACAUUCUCUCGUCGUGGUCAAACUUUCUUGUGACAAAUAUGCCCAGGUGCAAGACCACAAAAAGCGUUAAUAUGUGUGCAUGCCUAAAAUAAUGCUAGAACUGUGAUUUGAACAUUUAUAGUUAAAUGUUUGAUUAUAUCAGUAGAAGUAAAGUCGCAGUUACAUUGUAAGUCAUCUGUUUAGCAGGCAAUCAAAGUUGCUUAUAGUUUGAUACUUAAAAAUCAUAACAAUGAGACCCUCUUAUCAACAAUCGUGUCGUACGAUCAGUUUCCCUGAGUGGUAAUAAUAUAUAUUUAGAAAUGGAUUCAAUUUCUAAGAAAGAUGAUGCAAGACAAACAUUUUUUCAAUAUGCAAGUAAAGUUUGUGAUACUACCAUUAUAUCAAAGCGAAUUAGUUAAUCUUACGAUAUUUUGACGUACGCUCGUUGAUAAGACAUGUAUAUCGGAAAACAAGUACUUCUUUUGUGAUUUAUUUCGUAUUUGCUAUGUACUGUACAUAAUAUUCUGUGAUAUUCUUUUCUCUGGAGAACUUAAUGUACCUUGUUACAAUUGAAGAAGUUAGAAAGGCUUGUAUAAAAAAAAAUGGGUGAAUCAGGUUGUCCUGACUUUUCAUGAAUUCUUCAAAUAUUUAUAAAACAAUAAUUUGUUUUCUUCAGUUGUAUGUACAUUGUUUUAUAAAUAGUUUUAUAUUUGCCAUUUCCUAAAGAAGUUGCAUCAUGUAUCUUAAUAAUGUAUUUGUCUUUCAUAAGUCUCAGGGAGGCAAAGUUUAAAUGGAGGGGGUGUAUUGGAUUCCCUAUAAGGUAUGUUGGCAAAUUUGUUUGAGAAAACACUCUCAUAUUAUAAUAGGCAUCACUUAAAACUUGAAACACAUUAUAACACUGAUGGGUGAAAGUGCCUAACAUAUUAGUCGGUAGGGUAAUUUAUUCUUAAAGUUCCUAUAUGCCAUUGAAUAUGAUGUUAAUACUUUUAGCUAUAAUGAAGUUCAUGGAACAAACUGUACCUGCCAUUAAAGAAGGUAUCAUUUUGAUGCUUUGUACACUUUACCACCAUAAUGUGCAUUAGUUGAUGACGUAAUAAUCAUGACCUACGGCUACUUUAUUUUAGAGUUAUGUGCCCUUUAAUAUGAUUUGCACAUUUUAUAUAUAUAUUUGAUAUUGUGGAACUACUCAGAAACGCAGUUUAAGAGAUAUCAAUAUUCUAGUACAUUUAAUGAAAAAUAAUGUUCAGGGUAAAGACCUAGUUGUUUAAAUACUAUUGCAUGAUGUUGUCUCAAUCUUACGCUCGUUAACUGUUAAUUGCAAUCUAAAUAUGGUAGGUUUCAUUUAACAGUUUAUGAUUAUAGGAGUUACAUAUUAUUCACUUAUCUGAGUAUUCAUCAGUGUGCACUGUCAUAUCAUGAGUCGUCUCUCUUUAAGAUUUGACUUAUGUUUAAGAUUUCACUGAAAUAACCAAUACUUGUCAAUGCACAUAUGUAUACGGUAACUGAAUUUAUUUUAUAUAUCCGAUAUAUGUAUUAAUAUGUAUUUUGCUUAUUUAUUUUUUUGAUAUUUUCACUAGUAACUUAGUUAUUACACAUUUGUUAGGCAAUUAAACCAAAAUGUGCCACUAGUCAAAUAACCAUUU